Molecule: messenger RNA, 13517 nt
Organism: Drosophila kikkawai
Lineage: Eukaryota; Metazoa; Arthropoda; Insecta; Diptera; Drosophilidae
Source: RefSeq, a predicted model, not a curated record
AGCUUUUUGCUUAUUAUUUAAUUAAAUAAUAAUUUUUUUCGGUGUGCUACAUAUUUUGCUUACAUUAAACUUCCCCCGAUUUGGCUCCCUUUAAAGUUAUUUUUGGAGCUCUGUGCGCUUUUCUUUCCAUUUCGGAAUCCCCUUCCUUGAGUUUUCCCCCCAGCCAGCUGUAACGGUACAUUUGCAUCUCUUCUAUAGCAUUUCCGUUGCGUGUGCAAAAAUCGAAAUAAAGGAAAACAACAGCAAAAUGCUAAAGUGCAGUGAUGUGAAAAAAUAGAGAAGGAAAAAUAUUGUAUAUUUUAAAAAUAAUCGCCCUCAAGGCGGGGCCAACAGGAGCAGCAGCACCAUCAUCAGGAAUAACAACAAAAAAUCAACCGAAAUAAUAACAACAAAAACAACAACAACAACCCUUUGGUGUUUUUUUGCCCCCUGCUAAAAAUGCGUUGCAUGUGUUUCUAAUAAUGAAGUGUUUAUUUUGAGCGCCCGCAAGUGAAAUGCAUUUGAAUAGCUCAAAAAGCCACAGGCCGAAGUCAAGAGAUAAAUAAAAAUUGGAAAGUGUUUCUAUUUUUUACCCAUCCGCGUGCUCAUCCUCUCGAUUCCCUGGAGAGCCCGCAAUUUCGAUUGGAUUAUUUCCCCCGGCGGAUAUGAAAUAAAGUAUUGCAAAGGAUGUAAUAUUACACAUAAAAUAAAAUAUACUAAAAUGCUUUAAGUUUACGGCACGAAAAUGUAUUGAUCAAUAGAGGAAAAAAUCAGUCUGGCCAAAGGAAUUUACCCAUGAAUAACUCAGGUGUAAAGUGUAAAGCCGACAAUUGAAAAGGGAACGGAGGAGAGAGGAACGAAAAUCAGAGAAAAGUGUUGCGAAUAAACGGGAUCGAAAAGUGCCCCAGCAAAAUGGCGGCACGACGUUGCCUGGACCAGCUCAGGCAACGUUAUAUAACCAACAGAAUUAAACUCUACACCUGCGCGAUAAUUCUGAUAUCUCUUCAAUUAGUAGCGGCCGAGGAGCAGACCACAUUCGCCGGCCUGUCGGCGGAAAAUGCGGCACGAAUGCUGGCCGGGAGUCCUGGCGAGGUGGAGAAGCCAUCGCCGCACCACAGCGAAAUGUCCUUAGUCCUCCCGCACGAUACCUAUCCCGGAUUCAGCAUUAAAAAGUUCAAAACCCAUCCUGUGAAGGCGAACGGCAGCUCGCAUCCUGCCAGCGGAGCCAGUGCCUAUCACAUGCUGGAUAGCGACUACUCCAAGUACUUCACCGUCCUGGACGAUGGUGUGGUUAUGACCACGGCGGACAUAUCGCCCCUGGUCAAUCGUCCGGUUCAGUUGGUGGUUGUCGAACAAUCGCCUAAUGCCACCAACACCCACAAUCUCCAGUUGUUCGUGAUGCAUCGCAACGACAUGUUGCGGUUCUCGGGCUCCCUGCUCGACGCCAGCGGAGAGGUGAGGGAGAAUCACCCGCCGGGCACCAGGGUGAGGGGAGUGCCCCUGAUGCAGGCCUUCAGUGGUUCCAUUCUCGACGAGGAGUUGGCGAAGCCCAAGAAGGUCAGGUAUACCAUCAUCGAUGGCAAUGUGGACGACGCAUUCGCCUUGCAGGAACGCAAAGCCAACCAGAAUGUGCAGAUUAAUGCCAAGUCCCUGGUGAUUGAUGGCGAUGACGAGUCCGGUGUUUGGUUGGUCACAAAUCGGCCUCUGGAUCGCGAGGAACGCGCCCACUAUGAUCUCUCGGUGGAGGCCUCCGAUGUUGAUGGCCUGGACAAGACAGUUUCCAAAAUACAAAUCACCGUUUUGGACGAGAAUGAUAACAGACCCAUUUUCAAGUCCCUGGACUACAAGUUCGCCAUCGCCGGCCAAAAGGCUGUGAAUAUGGAUAGCAAUAGCAGCGUGACAUACAAGAGAUUCGCGAUUCUGGGCAAGGUCGAAGCCACCGAUGCCGACGGGGAUAAGAUUGCCUAUAGACUCAAGACUCCCAGUAAUGUGGUAAUCAUUGUGCCGCAAACCGGCGAGAUAAUGCUGGCAGGUGAGCCCACUUCAAAUGAGCUCCUCGUCGAGGUGAUAGCCCAUGACUUGAGGUAUCCCAGUCUGUUGAGUGCCCAACCGGCCAAGGUUCUCUUGGAGUUUUUGGCACCCGAACCCGUUUCGUUCAUCAUGCAACAUCUGGAGCACGACGAGAUUAAUAACCACUCGCACCACCGCGAAAAGAGGAGAGUUACGCGAGCGGUUCGCCCAACAAAAAGGAUAGAAUUCACCGAAGCUGACGGAGAUACCGAGGGAAAGUCGGUCUUUCAAUUGGAAAAGGAAACGGAUAAGGAAACGUUCAAGAUCAGGGACGAUAAUCCCUGGGUGACGGUGGAAACAAAUGGCGCUGUGCGAGUCAAGAAGAAGUGGGACUACGAGGAGCUGGGUCCCGAAAAAACCAUCGAUUUUUGGGUCAUCAUCACCAAUAUGGGACAUAAUGCUGGCAUCAAGUACACGGAUAACCAGAGGGUCAUAAUCCUGGUGAAGGACGUCAACGAUGAGCCGCCGUACUUCAUUAAUCGGCCGCUGCCCAUGCAGGCUGUGGUGCAACUGAACGCACCACCCAACACACCGGUGUUUACUCUCCAGGCCCGCGAUCCGGAUACGGAUCAUAAUAUCCAUUACUUUAUCGUUCGCGAUCGAACUGGCGGACGCUUCGAGGUGGACGAGCGAUCUGGCGUGGUGAGGACGCGGGGCACGGAUCUCUUCCAGCUGGACAUGGAGUAUGUCCUGUACGUGAAGGCCGAGGAUCAGAACGGGAAGGUCGACGAUCGCCGAUUUCAGAGCACACCGGAGGAACGCCUAUCGAUUGUGGGUGGCAAGCGGGCCCCACAGUUCUAUAUGCCCAGCUAUGAGGCUGAGAUACCGGAGAACCAGAAAAAGGACUCGGACAUCAUUUCGAUUAAGGCCAAGUCGUUUGCAGACCGCGAGAUCCGUUACACGCUGAAGGCCCAGGGCCAGGGAGCCGGCACCUUUAACAUUGGACCCACAUCGGGCAUUGUCAAGUUGGCCAAGGAGUUGGACUUUGAGGAUCUGCGUCAGCCGCAUGUCUACUCGCUGAUUGUGACAGCCACCGAGGAUUCUGGCGGAUUCUCCACCUCCGUCGAUCUCACUAUUCGCGUUACGGAUGUGAACGACAAUGCCCCCAAAUUCGAGCUACCCGACUACCAGGCUCAUAAUGUGGACGAGGACAUUCCCCUGGGAACCAGUAUACUCCGCGUAAAAGCCAUGGAUGCGGAUUCCGGAUCGAAUGCCGAAAUCGAGUACCUGGUUUCCGACGACCACUUUGCUGUGGAUUCAAAUGGAAUUAUCGUCAACAACAAGCAACUGGAUGCGGAUAACAACAAUGCCUACUACGAGUUCAUAGUCACGGCCAAGGACAAGGGUGAACCGGCCAAGUCGGGAACGGCCACGGUUCGCGUUUACACCAAGAACAAGAACGACGAGGAGCCCAAGUUCUCGCAGCAGGUGUAUACCCCGAAUGUGGAUGAGAAUGCCGGCCCCAAUACCCUGGUCACCACAGUGGUGGCCUCGGACAAGGAUGGCGACAAUGUGAGGUUCGGUUUCGUUGGCGGCGGCACUUCGUCCGGCCAGUUCGUCAUCGAGGAUAUCACCGGUGUGAUCCGACUGCACAACAAGGCCAUAUCUCUGGAUCGGGACAAGUACGAGCUGAAUGUCACUGCCAUGGACGAUGGAUCGUGUUGUGUGAAUGGCGACCAAACGAUCCACACCUCGACCGCAGUCGUCGUGGUCUUCAUCACCGAUGUCAACGACAACAAGCCGGUGUUCAAGGACUGCAGUACCUAUUACCCCAAGGUGGAGGAGGGAGCUCCCAAUGGCAGUCCUGUCAUCAAGGUGGUGGCCACCGACGAGGAUAAGGGUGUGAACGGACAGGUGAAAUACUCGAUUGUUCAGCAGCCGAACCAGAAGGGAACCAAAUUCACGGUUGACGAGGAAACCGGCGAGGUGUCCACCAACAAGGUCUUCGAUCGCGAGGGCGACGAUGGCAAGUUCGUAUCGGUGACUGUUAAGGCCACGGAUCAGGGAGAUCCCAGCCUGGAGGGAGUCUGCUCCUUCACGGUAGAGAUCACGGAUGUCAACGACAAUCCGCCGCUCUUCGAUCGUCAGAAAUACGUGGAGAAUGUGAAGCAGGAUGCCAGCAUUGGCACCAAUAUCCUGCGUGUCUCAGCCUCCGAUGAAGAUGCCGACAACAAUGGCGCCAUUGUAUACAGCCUGACUGCUCCCUUCAAUCCCAACGAUCUGGAAUACUUUGAAAUUCAGGCCGAGUCCGGCUGGAUUGUGCUCAAGAAGCCGCUUGACCGCGACCGCUAUCGCUUGAGGGUUAGCGCCUCCGAUAAGGGCACUCCGCCCUCAGCCGCCGAUGUCGACGUUGAGUUAGAUGUCGUCGAUCGCAAUAAUAAGCCGCCCAUUUGGGAUAAGAGCAUUUACGGCCCCAUUCACAUACGCGAGAAUGUCACUGUGGGCACGGUUGUAACAUCGGUUAAGGCAAGUUCGGGUAUCGAGGGAAAUCCCACAGUCUUCUAUCGCCUGAUGCCCGGGUCAACGGCCCAAACGAACAAAUUUCACACGUUCUACUUGCAACAAAGACCGGACAAUGGCGACACUUGGGCCGACAUAAAAGUGAAUCAUCCGCUGGACUACGAGAGCAUCAAGGAGUACAAUCUAACCAUACGUGUCGAGAACAACGGAGCCCAGCAAUUGGCAUCGGAAGCGACCGUUUACAUAAUGCUCGAGGAUGUUAAUGAUGAAAUACCCUUAUUCACCGAACGCGAACAGGAAACGGUGCUCGAGGGCGAACCGAUUGGCACCAAAGUGACACAGGUGAAUGCCAUCGACAAGGAUGGCACAUUCCCAAAUAAUCAGGUCUACUACUACAUUGUCGACUCGCCGCGUAACGAGGGCAAAGAGUUUUUCGAAAUCAACCUGCAGAGCGGUGAAAUUUUCACGAAAACCGUGUUCGACAGGGAGAAGAAGGGCGCCUACGCCCUCGAGGUGGAGGCCAGAGAUGGAGCCCCCUCGGCGCGACCGAAUAGCAAUGGACCCAAUUCAGUCACCAAAUUCAUACGCAUUGGCAUCGCCGAUAAAAACGAUAAUCCGCCCUAUUUCGACAAAUCGCUGUACGAAGCCGAAGUGGAUGAGAACGAGGACAUUCAGCACACAGUGCUCACUGUAACCGCCAAGGAUCACGACGAGUCCUCACGUAUCCGCUAUGAAAUUACAAGCGGCAACAUUGGCGGCGCUUUUGCGGUUAAAAAUAUGACGGGUGCCAUUUAUGUAGCUGGCGCUUUAGAUUACGAAACUCGACGCAGGUAUGAGCUGCGCUUGGCCGCUUCCGAUAACUUGAAGGAGAACUACACCACUGUGAUUAUCCAUGUCAAGGAUGUGAAUGAUAAUCCCCCCGUGUUCGAGCGACCCACUUAUCGCACCCAGAUUACCGAAGAGGACGAUCGCAAUUUGCCCAAACGCGUCUUGCAGGUUACGGCCACAGAUGGCGACAAGGACCGUCCCCAGAACAUCGUGUACUUCCUCACGGGCCAAGGCAUUGAUCCAGAUAAUCCGGCCAAUAGCAAGUUCGACAUCAACCGCACCACCGGCGAAAUAUUCGUAUUAAAGCCGCUGGAUCGCGAUCAACCGAACGGUCGGCCCCAGUGGCGCUUCACUGUCUUUGCCCAGGACGAGGGCGGCGAGGGCCUCGUGGGAUAUGCAGACGUCCAGGUCAAUCUGAAGGACAUCAACGAUAAUGCCCCCAUUUUCCCGCAGGGCGUGUACUUUGGCAACGUGACGGAGAACGGCACCGCCGGCAUGGUUGUGAUGACCAUGACCGCCGUGGACUACGACGAUCCCAACGAGGGCUCCAACGCCCGUCUGGUCUACUCCAUCGAAAAGAAUGUGAUUGAGGAGGAGACGGGUUCGCCGAUUUUCGAAAUUGAACCCGAUACGGGUGUGAUAAAGACCGCCGUCUGCUGCUUGGAUCGCGAGAGGACACCGGAUUAUUCCAUACAAGUCGUUGCGAUGGAUGGCGGGGGGUUAAAGGGGACGGGGACGGCCUCGAUAAGAGUCAAGGAUAUCAACGAUAUGCCGCCGCAGUUCACAAAGGAUGAAUGGUUCACGGAAGUGGACGAAACGGAUGGCACUGCCCUGCCGGAAAUGCCUAUUUUAACGGUGACCGUUCACGACGAGGACGAAACGAACAAGUUCCAGUACAAGGUCAUCGAUAACAGCGGCUAUGGCGCCGAUAAGUUUACCAUGGUGCGGAAUAACGAUGGUACAGGCUCCCUAAAAAUCGUCCAGCCCUUGGACUACGAGGAUCAGCUCCAGAGCAACGGUUUCCGUUUCCGCAUCCAAGUCAAUGACAAGGGCGAGGAUAACGACAACGACAAGUACCACGUGGCCUACUCCUGGGUUGUCGUCAAACUGAGGGACAUCAAUGACAAUAAGCCCCACUUCGAGAGAGCCAACGUGGAGGUGUCCGUUUUCGAGGACACCAAGGUGGGCACUGAACUUGAAAAGUUCAAGGCCACCGAUCCGGAUCAGGGUGGCAAGAGUAAGGUGUCCUACUCCAUCGACCGCUCCUCGGAUCGCCAGCGUCAGUUUGCCAUUAAUCAGAACGGAUCGGUGACCAUUCAGCGCUCCCUGGACCGCGAAGUUGUGCCCCGUCAUCAGGUCAAGAUCCUGGCUAUUGACGAUGGUUCUCCACCAAAAACCGCCACAGCCACGCUCACCGUCAUCGUGCAGGACAUCAAUGACAAUGCCCCCAAGUUCCUUAAGGACUACAGGCCCGUGCUGCCGGAACAUGUGCCGCCACGUAAAGUGGUCGAGAUUCUGGCCACCGACGAUGAUGAUCGCUCCAAGAGCAAUGGCCCGCCCUUCCAGUUCCGCUUGGAUCCCAGUGCCGAUGAUAUUAUCCGUGCUUCCUUCAAGGUGGAACAGGAUCAGAAGGGUGCCAACGGUGACGGCAUGGCUGUCAUUUCCUCCCUUCGCUCCUUCGAUCGCGAGCAGCAAAAGGAGUACAUGAUUCCCAUUGUGAUCAAGGACCACGGCUCACCGGCUAUGACUGGCACGAGCACACUGACCGUCAUCAUUGGCGAUGUCAAUGACAACAAAAUGCAGCCCGGAUCCAAGGACAUCUUCGUUUACAACUACCAAGGACAAUCGCCAGAUACGCCUAUCGGUCGAGUGUAUGUCUACGACUUGGACGAUUGGGAUCUGCCCGACAAGAAGUUCUACUGGGAGGCCAUGGAGCAUCCCAGAUUCAAACUGGAUGAAGACUCCGGCAUGGUCACCAUGCGAGCAGGAACUCGCGAGGGGCGCUACCACCUCAGGUUCAAGGUCUACGAUCGCAAGCACACUCAAACCGAUAUUCCGGCAAAUGUCACGGUUACGGUCAGGGAAAUUCCCCACGAAGCGGUGAUUAACUCGGGAUCCGUCCGGUUGUCGGGAAUAUCCGAUGAGGACUUUAUUCGCGUGUGGAACUACAGGACUCAGAGUAUGAGUCGCUCAAAAAUGGAUCGUUUUAGGGACAAGCUGGCCGAUUUACUCAAUACCGAAAGGGAGAAUGUGGAUAUAUUCAGUGUGCAGUUGAAGAGGAGACAUCCCCCGCUCACAGAUGUCAGAUUCUCUGCCCACGGCUCUCCCUACUACAAGCCUGUGAGGCUCAACGGUAUCGUCCUGAUGCAUCGCGAGGAGAUUGAGAAGGAUGUGGGCAUCAACAUCACCAUGGUGGGCAUCGAUGAGUGCCUGUAUGAGAACCAGAUGUGCGAGGGCAGCUGCACCAAUGCCCUGGAGAUCAGUCCCCUUCCCUAUAUGGUCAAUGCCAACAAGACCGCCUUGGUGGGCGUGCGCGUGGACACCAUUGCCGACUGUACUUGUGGUGCUCGAAACUUCACCAAGGCUGAGUCCUGCAGGACAACGCCGUGCCACAAUGGAGGACGCUGCAUGGACACCAGAUUCGGUCCUCACUGCUCGUGUCCUUUGGGCUACACGGGUCCCAGGUGUCAGCAGACAACGCGCAGCUUCCGCGGAAACGGAUGGGCCUGGUAUCCUCCACUAGAAAUGUGCGAUGAAUCCCAUUUGAGCCUGGAAUUUAUUACCCGAAAGCCCGACGGCUUGAUCAUUUACAAUGGACCGAUUGUACCCCCAGAGCGGGAUGAGAUGCUCAUAUCCGACUUCAUUGCUCUGGAACUGGAGCGAGGCUACCCGAGACUUCUGAUCGAUUUCGGCUCGGGAACUCUGGAGCUGAGAGUGAAGACCAAGAAGACCUUGGAUGACGGCGAAUGGCACAGAAUCGAUCUGUUCUGGGACACGGAAAACAUUCGCAUGGUUGUGGACUUUUGCAAAUCGGCUGAGAUUGCCGAAAUGGAAGACGGCACACCGCCGGAAUUCGAUGAUAUGUCCUGCCAGGCGAGAGGACAAAUCCCGCCGUUCAGCGAGUAUCUGAAUGUGAAUGCGCCCCUGCAGGUCGGCGGACUUUAUCGCGAGCAGUUCGAUCAGAGCCUCUACUUCUGGCACUACAUGCCAACGGCCAAGGGCUUUGAUGGAUGCAUCCGCAACCUGGUCCACAACUCCAAGCUCUACGAUCUCGCACACCCGGGACUCUCUAGGAACAGUGUGGCGGGAUGCCCGCAAACCGAGGAGGUAUGUGCCCAAACCGAGACCACAGCUCGCUGCUGGGAGCAUGGCAACUGUGUGGGUUCCCUAUCUGAGGCACGCUGCCACUGCCGACCCGGAUGGACCGGUCCUGCCUGCAAUAUCCCCACCAUUCCGACCACCUUCAAGGCCCAGAGUUAUGUCAAGUAUGCCCUCAGUUUUGAGCCGGAUCGCUUCAGCACUCAGGUCCAGCUAAGAUUCCGCACGAGAGAGGAGUAUGGCGAACUUUUCCGGGUUAGUGACCAGCACAACAGGGAAUACGGAAUCCUGGAGAUCAAGGACGGACACCUGCACUUCCGCUACAAUCUGAACUCGCUGCGCACCGAGGAGAAGGAUCUCUGGCUGAAUGCCAUCGUCGUCAACGAUGGCCAAUGGCAUGUGGUGAGGGUUAAUCGAUACGGCUCAGCUGCUACCCUGGAACUGGACGGAGGCGAGGGUCGACGAUACAACGAAACCUUCGAGUUUGUCGGCCAUCAGUGGCUGCUGGUGGACAAACAGGAAGGCGUUUACGCCGGCGGCAAGGCUGAGUACACGGGAGUGAGGACCUUUGAGGUCUACGCCGAUUACCAAAAGAGCUGUCUCGAUGAUAUACGCCUGGAGGGCAAGCACCUGCCGCUUCCACCGGCUAUGAACGGCACCCAGUGGGGUCAGGCCACCAUGGCCAGGAACCUGGAGAAGGGCUGUCCCUCGAACAAACCCUGUUCGAAUGUGAUCUGCCCAGAUCCAUUCGAGUGCGUGGAUCUGUGGAACGUCUACGAGUGCACUUGCGGCGAAGGACGCAUUAUGUCGCCCGAUUCCAAGGGCUGUAUGGAUCGCAACGAGUGCCUCGAUAUGCCCUGCAUGAACGGUGCCACUUGCAUUAACCUCGAGCCCCGCCUACGGUAUCGAUGCAUAUGUCCCGACGGUUUCUGGGGCGAGAACUGUGAGCUGGUGCAGGAGGGUCAGACAUUGAAGCUCAGCAUGGGCGCCCUGGCGGCGAUACUGGUCUGCCUUCUGAUCAUUCUGAUACUCGUCUUGGUGUUCGUCGUGUACAAUCGUCGCCGUGAGGCGCAUAUCAAAUAUCCGGGCCCCGAUGACGAUGUGCGCGAGAAUAUUAUCAACUAUGACGACGAGGGUGGCGGCGAGGACGAUAUGACCGCCUUUGAUAUCACACCGCUGCAGAUACCGAUUGGAGGGCCAAUGCCACCCGAGCUGGCGCCCAUGAAAAUGCCAAUUAUGUAUCCCGUUAUGACCUUAAUGCCAGGUCAGGAGCCCAACGUGGGCAUGUUUAUAGAGGAGCAUAAAAAGCGCGCCGAUGGCGAUCCGAAUGCUCCUCCCUUCGACGAUCUGAGGAACUAUGCGUACGAGGGCGGCGGCAGCACAGCUGGAUCGCUCAGCUCGUUGGCCUCAGGCACAGAUGACGAGCAGCAGGAGUAUGACUACCUCGGGGCCUGGGGGCCACGCUUCGACAAGCUGGCCAACAUGUACGGACCCGAGGCGCCCAAUCCCCACAAUACCGAGCUAGAGUUGUAAGCGGGGAGAAGCCAAGAGUGAGGUGAAGUGAGUGCAGAGCGGAGACCGAAUCCAAAUCCGAGGCGGAGAUACCUAGAUGAACAAACUAAAACUGUUAGUAGAUACAAAGUUGCAUUUAAAUCGAAAUGAAAUCCCCACACACGAGGAUAACUCACACACAAAGAAAGCGCAACCAAAGAAGCAUCGCAAUGCUGAAAAGUUGGCAGAACUCUCUACGUAAAUGGAAACUAAGAAAUAGAAACCUAGAAAGGGAAUGCGGGAAACGGAAGUGGAUAUGGGUAUGAGUAUGGAAAUGAAGGAAAAAUCAAACACAUAUUAUGACACGAAAAAUGACAUUUGUAAAAAUAUUUCAUCAGCAUUUAAAUUUAAACAAUUACGAUAAUGAGAUUAAGUUAUUAGGGCAACGCGAGCCGAAAGCAGCAUUUUUUGCGGAGCAAAUUAAGUGAAAAUUUAAGAGCAAGGAUAUGGGAAUUGUAAGGCGUAGGAGAGAGCAUACCAAAGUUUAGUUUAGGAGCGCUUAUGAAUUUAUAACCUUAAUUCUCGAACAGAUUUGUUGUGCAUAAUAUUUUAAGUUGUAAUUAUUAUUUUUAGGGCUUUUCUGUUUAUAAGUUGGCGGCCCUCGUGAGUCAUUUAGCGGUAGGUCACAGGACAAGUUCUCAAAUUAUCUAUACCCUAAGUUCUUCGUUUUAAUUUCGCGUUACUUUCUAAGGAUUACAAUUAAAUCGAAUUAAAACUUAUAUAAAGGAAUACCCAAAGACUGUUUUCGUUCCAUCAUAACAAGUAUAUACAAACAUGCAUCAAAACACGAACAUAUAUAUAAAUAUAUUAACUUAUAAACAUUACGAAAUUUUUAACUGCAAAUCGAAUGGCAUUUCGCAAGUUGCCGCAUUGUGUGUCAUUCGAGCACAAUCGGCGCCCCUUUCCAGAUGCCAGCGGAAAAUCUGAAUCUGAACCGAAGAAAAUACUCCUAAAACCAUAUUCUAAAGGCAGAAAACUUAAGCUAAUUCUCCAGGCGAAACGCUGGCACAGUAAAGUAAAGAGUAAAAGUAAAAAAAAAAUUACCUUUAGAUGAACUUAGCGCAAUUGAUAUAAUUAAAGGGAAUGCAUGACGGAAAACGAAACAAAAUGGUAUAUAUAUUAAUGAUGGAAACAUUAAAUAGUAUUUUACAUUGUAUAUAUUAUUAGUUUUAGCACGUAUACAUACAAAGAAACACCACAAUAUUAAACCAUGUGAAACCCAGAAUUCUAUUAAGUCACUUAAACUAGAGGGGAGGACCCAACACAUUCGAAUAAAAAUAAAAUCCUCCAUAUACAUAAAUCCAAAUCUAACUGCAUUUAAAAACCACUCUUUCCACACAACAAAGCCAGCGUUUUUCGCCAAUCGAUUGGUUUUAUCCUCUUCACUUUUUGAUGGUAGCUCUGAGCCGCAGAAACGGGUUGCUGUUAUCGAAAAAAAUAAAAAUAACACAUGCAUAUUAUUUCUGUUGUUGAUUUUAUUUGUUGAUUCCACGAUUUUAUUUAAAUUCCAUUCGUUUGUUGAGCUGUCAGGCAGAAAACAGAAAUCACAAGAGCAGUUUACCGAUUACAGAUUGUAGAGAACCGUAAGUACUUAAUAAACAAAAUCACAAAUAUAUAUAUAUAUAUAUAGUGUGUAUGAAGUCUAUCUAAAUCAUAGAGUUUUCCAGGCAAUGUGCCCGCGAACAAGAUCCUAUUGAAGUUUCAGUUUCAGUUCCUUAAUUUUACAAGUUCACACCCAAACACAAAUUCAAAUUAUUCCUACUACCACAGGCUACAAAAAUGAAGAGUAAAAUUAUAAAACUUAGGUAACACCUACAUGCAUAUACAUAAACAAAAGAAGCGAGAUGAAAUUUAACAAAACUGCAACAAAAGUUGACUAUUGAAAAGUGCAAAGAUUUUAACGUAAUUGUUAAACCAUACAGCGAAAUAAAUAUUUAAAGCGAAUAAAAGCCCAAUAAACUUGUCCGCUGUACUUGUUUGAGGAAAUUCUUAGAAAUUUUAAAAGCACAAUACAUUAAUUGUUAAAACGAACAGCAAAAGGUAAUCGAAGCCACUUUCUGAUUUGCCUUCACAUGGCGCACAUGGCGCUACAGUGCGUUACGGUAGAGUAAGGCCACAGCUCCAGAGACACACACAGAACACUGCCAAAUUAUGGUUUAGUUUCCGCAGAGACUAGAAUCGGAAAGUGAAUUCCACGAACUAUUUAUUUACGGCUUUUGUAUUUUUUUUUUUUGUAUUUUUCAUUUUGACAUUUGGCUUUCUUUCUGAUGCAUCUGACUAUGAAUAAAUUUUGCAUUUAUAUAUGUAUAGGUCGAACAGCCAACGGAAAACGUACACAACCAAACACAAACACACACACACAUAUACACAUUUUAAGGACAUUCAGAUAUACAGCAAACAAAGGAAGCGAUAUUUUAUAUUUAAAACAAAUAGAACUGCAGAAAAACAGUCAGAGUAGACAGCAAAAACCGAUAAAACGAAAUUAGUAGAAUGGCAAGUAUAUUAUAUACUCAUUUACACAUAUUUGUUAUAUAUUUUGUAAUGUAAGUUAGAAGCAUAAACUAUAUACGGAAUACGGAAUAAUGCACAGACACCACACACACACGUACAUAUAUAAUGCGAAAUACAUAUACACCAGCAGCAGGACGACAGACAGAGAGACAGACCCAUUAUGGCAAUGCAAGAAUCAUACUAUUUGAUAACUAUAUAUUUAUAAUGUAUGCAUUUUUUACCACACACCCGAAAACGAAACCAGAAAUCCCCCCCAAAUGAAGAGUAAAUCCCAUUAAGUCAAAAAUAAAAUGGGAAACAGACACCGACACACACACGAACAUCAAAAAAAAUCCGAUUUGAAUGCAGUUUUAGAUACAUUUGCAUACAAGUACAUAAUUAUGUAAAAUCACUUGAAUAUGCAGCAACAGAAACGGCAACUGGCUGAACGGAAACUAGUAUUAAAGAAAAUGAAAUUAUGAAUAAAUUACGAGUAAUUAAAGUAAAACCAAAAGCAUACUGCAAGUAAACCUAACAAAUCAAUUGUGCAGUAUUCGGUUCUCUUGUCGGUAUCGAAAAAUGAUAAUUAAUUAAGCGAUCGAAUGGCGUGGAAAACUUGUAAGCUAAUCACGUUCCACUUAAGAGUAAUGGGGAAAAUAUCUAGUUAAGGAAACCUACAUAUACACGAAACAGUCACACGGACAAGCAUUCAUUUACAAACACUGACAUGUAUACACUUACACUCAUAGACAACAACAACAACAACAACUGCAAUUAUAUUAAACGAGAAAUUAUUAUAAAACAAAGAAAACACGGAAAAA